UACAUAUCAAUAAAAAUAGUUUUUUUUUAUUUCACUUUUUCAAUUCCUUGCAUGAGAGGGAUUUCGCUUCAAUUGGUGAAAAUUUCGACUGUAAAUAGGUGGAUAGUCGAUCACAAAAUUCAAUCGUAAUUAGUUUUCAGUUACAUUUCACUCAUGUAGUGUAAAAUAAGUUCUUGUACUCCAUGAAAAUCCGUCGACUGUAACAACAACAACAACAACAACAACAACGAAGGCAGAAACAUUUCCAUUCUCUUUGAUUGCAAGGAAAAUGUUAGUUUUUCAAUUUUCUCUGUUGUUCGUUAUAUUUUCUUUAACUGGUUGUGAAUGUGAUACAUAUCGGAUUGGUUGUAGAAGAAAUGGUGACAAAUUGAUAACGAAGAAAGUGUUAAUUAGUGUACCAACAUCGAGUUCAUCGGAUCAUAUCAUUGUCUACGAAUACGUAGCAACAAAGUUCGUUUCGUUUAUAGAAUAUCAAAUUGGAAGUGGAUGUCAUGAAGAAAAAGUGCUGGCGGAAAUUGUCUUCACUGGAAACUAUUCACUGGAGUCGAAAUUUUUUCUUUACAACGUAACGAAAUUGUUGGUAACAUUAGUCGUCUAUGGUUUCGAACAAUAUAACGUUCCAUCAGAUUUCCAACCGAUACUAGUACCGCAGUUUCUCAUAACGGAAGACGAUGACACACCGAAAUUUGGAGUUGGUUUUCGCCAACCAAACGAUGAACUGCUGUACUUUCAAACGCAAUCAUCAAUCAAAACCAAAUAUUUAACAAAUCACACAUUGGAUUUUAUUGCGGAAGUUGAUCAUUUCAUAACUUAUGUUAGCUUCACAGUUGAUUCGAAAACUGCGGGUGCCACAUUUUUGAAAAUGAGCGAACACAAUUUUGCCGGAUCAGUUUACGAUGUGGACACAAUGCUGUUGACGGCAAAAAUGUUUGUGUACGGGUUUAAGCGAGAUAACGUGCCAGCGGAUUAUAAACCAAUUUUUCAAGCCAAUAAAGUGGAAAGUGCAGACCAAAAGGCAUACAUAGAUUCGCUACCGUUCUAUAGUGUUGUCAACGAAAGUAGGGACGACGUAGAUUUUUCCAACUCAAAUAGUCAAUUGGAUAAAUACGUUUUAUCGAUGUGGAUUUUCAGCGUUUCGGUACGAUUGAUGUAUACCAAUAUUUGGAUUUAACCCGUGGCAGCUGAAACAACGUCAAAAUACAUCAUCACCAAAUUGUACAAAUUCCUUUUUUUUCUUUUCUCCUCUUUUUUUUUUUGUUACAUUGUCCGGAUAAAAUAAAAAUGAUUUCAUCUAGAGAUAUCAAAUAUUCUCUUUGAUAUAUAAUACCGUCGUGUUGUCUAUUUCAUAUUUUAUGCACCACUUAAAUUGAACCUACAAUGUACAUGUUCAACACUCGGCGCUUUCACCGUUUGUUGUCGUUUGAUACUCAGAUAAACGUAAUUUCAUUUCAUUUUCAAUGCAUUGCAUACGUGAGUGCCAAUUAGGGCUUCUAAAAAAUUUUAUUACUCUAUUCGAACGGGCUCAUUACAGACGUAUAUUUUGUGCUUCUGCCUUAUUUAACGCCGGUGGUGAUUGGCA
Bradysia coprophila is the source of this 1579-nucleotide messenger RNA. RefSeq lists its product as uncharacterized. The record is from RefSeq and is a predicted model, not a curated record. NCBI's taxonomy places the organism in Eukaryota, Metazoa, Arthropoda, Insecta, Diptera, Sciaridae.